Messenger RNA from Anisakis simplex (herring worm), 555 nucleotides. The record is from the annotation of a GenBank genome assembly. NCBI's taxonomy places the organism in Eukaryota, Metazoa, Nematoda, Chromadorea, Rhabditida, Anisakidae.
CAAACUCUCAUGUUGAUGCUAUUUCAGUUAGAACGCAAACCAGAAGUGUGUGUUUAUGUGAAUGCAAUGGCACAUGAACGAGACGUAAAAACAAGCGUUCGUGAAAUGAACACUCAGCUGAAGCACAUCGGUGUUGCAGGUCCAAAUUUAGAGGUGACGGGUCGUAUUCGCGCUCAACGUGUAACCUUUGAAUCCACGGUUGGUGCGUUGCACACAAAUGCGAAAUUGUUCGCGAGAAGUGUGACCCUUAACGCUCAGAACAUAUUCAUCAAAACCGAGGCAUUAUUCUCGUGCGCAAAGAUUCGAAUGAUGUCAAGGCGAGUGCAAAUUGACGGCAGAAUCUGUCCAUGGGAUGAGCAGCCUGAUCGUAUGAAUGUCGCUGUUGACUCGGCUCUGUUGCACAUUGGCAUUGACGGAGUUAUCGGAUCUUUAAAGUCAUUAAAGGAGAAAUCCGUAUGUCAUCUGAUCUAUCUAUCGUUUUGUAGAAGUUAUGAUAAUUUAAUUAGAGUCGAACUUGAUCGCUUAAUCCGAUUCCGAAGUUCCACGACGAGCAAU